AUGAUCGCCAAACCAUUGCCUGAAGUUGAUCAUUUCAACGCUGUGAAGCCUACCAAGGCAGAUGUUCCAUAUGUCUCCCUCAGUCAGGUGGAUUUAUCCAAGUACAAUCAAGGCCGUGAAGCCCAGGAGGCCCUCGCGAAGCAAAUCAAACAGGCCAUGUCAACUCAGGGAUUCUUUAUCCUAAUAAACCACGGCAUCACUGUGGAAGAAAUCACUCGCCAAGUGGACAUUGGCCAUACCAUUCUCGGUCGCACUUCGGAUGAAGAGAAGUUGCGCCUGAAGGCCCCGAUCAUUGAGGAGGGCUCCUAUUUCGGGUUUAAACCUAUGGGCCACUGGCGCAACAAAGGCGCCGUCCGCGAUAAGAUCGAAAACUUUAACGCUUACCGGGACUUGACUUUGCGAGAGCAGCCUAAGGCUUUGGAGCCUUACCGACCGGAGAUCCAAAAAUUUAUCGACGACUGUCACAAAAGCAUCCUUCACAAGAUUCUCCACUUGUUCGGAAUCGCUCUCAAGUUGGAUGAUGAGGAGUACUUCGUCAAAGCAUUUGAUUAUAAGAAACAUGACGAGAGCUGGCUCAGAUAUAUGGAAUAUUACGAUGAUUACACCGAUGAGGAGCGCAAGGCUACAGGUGGACAGUGGCUGGAAGGCCACCGGGACCUGACAGCUCUGUCCUUUGUCUUCAGUCAGCCAAUGGCUAGUCUACAAGUUCGCGAUGUGGAUGACAAUGCUGAAUGGAAGUACGUUCCUCACAUCCCCGGUGCAGUCAUUGUCAAUGCCGGAGAGAUCAUGCAAUGGUGGACAGGAAACUACUUCACGGCAGCUAUCCAUCGCGUGCAUGAGCCUCCACAGGACCAACGCGGACACAACCGCUCCAGUGUCUUUUACUUUGCUGUUCCCAAUGAUGAUAUAGUGAUCAAUACACUCCUGGAUCAGAGUCCAGUGCUACGGGAGGCCGGCGUUGAAAUAGCCCAUGAGCCUGAGAAUGCACCAACUUCCAAAGAGUGGUGUAAUGCGCGAAUCAAGAUCACUCGUCGUGGUACUGUGUGGGAUAACGCUAAGGCGGAAGAUACUGUGGUGACUGAGAAGGUAGGCAAAGUCACUACCAAGUGGUUCCGGUAG
This is a messenger RNA of Aspergillus puulaauensis, 1119 nucleotides long. RefSeq lists its product as uncharacterized. The transcript has a single exon. Lineage: Eukaryota; Fungi; Ascomycota; Eurotiomycetes; Eurotiales; Aspergillaceae. Gene Ontology annotation, molecular function: dioxygenase activity. The record is from RefSeq and is a predicted model, not a curated record. Bases 1 to 1119 code for a protein of 372 amino acids.